This is a messenger RNA of Drosophila rhopaloa, 5171 nucleotides long. It is a transcript of the gene loco, whose product is annotated as regulator of G-protein signaling loco. Lineage: Eukaryota; Metazoa; Arthropoda; Insecta; Diptera; Drosophilidae. The transcript has 5 exons. Gene Ontology annotation, molecular function: GTPase activator activity; protein binding. Gene Ontology annotation, biological process: signal transduction. The record is from RefSeq and is a predicted model, not a curated record. Bases 366 to 4982 code for a protein of 1538 amino acids.
AACACCACACCCGCAAUAGUAGUUACGCUUGCGCAUUGUAGACAUUUUUUAAUUACUAAAUUAAACUGCUUAAAUGUUUAAAACUAAGCCUGACAAAGUGCAAACAAAGUUAUUAACAGUGUGGCAAUGGGCUUGCAAUCAACGACGAGCUGCCAACUAAAUAAAUAGGUGCCUAGAAAAGUGCAACAAAAUACGCCUGGCAGUUUGCGCGCGUGUGUGUGUGCCAUUGAUUACAUAGUUGGCAUAGGCGAAGAUAGGUGCGAGCGAGAGGGGGCAACACUGGAAAAGGGGCAGCGACAGAAACCGCAUUCCAUUUCCAGAAAUCCAGGUUGCAGCUUCCAUCCAUGAGAAAGUGAUCGAUCGCCAUGCACCACCAUCAUCCGCCGUUGCCCAUAACAGGAGCAAGUGGCUCCACGGCAGCGGGAGCAGGAGCAGCAGCAGCGGAGGAUGCACCACCUGCUGUGGUCGCCGGACCUGCCACCUCCUCCACUCCGUCUGGAUCCAAUACCCAACAACACCAGAGACGUCGCAAGAAGCGACCCAAUUACAACUACAAUGGCAUCCGCACCGUGGAGGUGCGACGCGGGUACAAUGGAUUUGGCUUCACCAUUUCGGGGCAGCAACCUUGCCGGCUAUCCUGCAUCAUCAGCAGUUCACCCGCCGAACAAGCAGGCCUGCGUUCCGGCGAUUUCCUCAUCUCCGUCAAUGGCCUUAACGUCUCCAAGUUGCCGCAUGAAACCGUGGUCCAGCUAAUAGGCAACUCCUUUGGAAGUAUUCGCAUGCAGAUCGCCGAGAACUACUAUUCGGAUAGCUCGGAUGAGGAGAACGCGCAUGCCACGUUGAGGGGUCAACUACUGGCCGCCAGUUUGAGGCACAAACCCAGGUUUCUCCACCACAAAGCCAAGCUCCACAGACUGCGUAACUCGCCCCAGAAGAAGUUGCCGCUGCCCGAUGUAGAGAGAGUAGAACCCCAGAGCUCCAAGACAUCCCCUGACCACCUGACACUAAGACCCGUCCUAGAGGAUGCCCCCGUGGCAGCCAAUCUAUCCAAAGCAGCGGAUGUGGCCAAUGUCAGUGCCAUGGUGCGGGCGGUGGGCAGUGCUGCCCUGGAGUACCGCGUAAUUGUGGGCUAUCUGGGAACCAUCGAGAUGCCCAAGCAGAUCUCUCAUAGCUCCAAAUUGCAGACCGUGAGGUCCUGCAUCCGAAAGCUGCGCCAGGAGAAGCGACAGCCUACCAUUGUGCUGAUGUGCAUCACGCCGGAUAGCCUAUGCCUGCAGAGCGCCGGUGGCGGAGUCCUGGCCACCUACUCCUCGGCGAGACUGAACUUCGUCAGCUCCUCGUCGGAGAGCGAGAAUCGCUUCUUUGGCUUGGUGACCAGCGCCGUGCACAACACCCAGAUCGAGGAGGAGUACGAGCCGAGUGCCGGGAGCGGAGCAGCUGCUGGCCACAUCAGCAUCUCGCAUAGCUGCCACGUGUUCGUGAUCGACACCAAGUUGAUUGAGCAUGCCCAGCACUUGCAGCGGGCCCAUGAGUUCCGGCUGCAGUGCACAAGGGAUCCCAUCUCGAAUUUGUGCCUGGAGUUUCCCAACAACUCGGAGUAUGUGGUGAAUCUGGUGCGCAGCAUGUACACCAUGCGUAUCCUGCCGCCUGCCAGUCGGAGUCAUCAAGUGGACUACGACGGUCCGGCUGCCGCUGGAGGAGCAGGAGCAGCGGCCCACUCGCCGCAGCCAUCGAACCACAGCGAGAUCUCCACCACCACUUCAAAUUCCGAUUCUGGGAUUGGCUUCAAUAACGAUUGCACGAAUAUCUCGGAUCGCAUCCUGGUCGUGGACUUUCUGGGAGCAGGAGCAGGGGCUGCGCAUGCAGGGCCACCGAAUCACCCGGCGCCUGCGCGUCCACUAGGCAUUGUGGGAAUUCCGGACAACCGACUGACUGUGCGGGCCAUGCCCGAUCAUGCUGCCCUUCUGAAAUCGCCGCCAGAGAGCUCCUCGCUGCGGCGACCCAAUCUGUUGGCCAGCUUCAACCUGAUCAAGAGUCCUGCCACGAAUCUCACUUCCACCCGCUCCUGUGAUGAUGUCCUGAAUCUCUUUGUGGACGAUUCGCCGCGUGCUUUGGGCGCAGUGGCCUCCAUGGACGACAUAUCGUUGCACUCGGCUGCUCCGUCUCUGGAUGAAGCGCACACUUUUGCCCAUCCAUCGUGUGUGCCCCGCAAGAUGCGCAGAUCGCUGGUUCUGGAGACGCCAACGACGCCGCAUAAGCUGAGUGCCCAGGUGUUUGGUCAACCUGGCUCCCGACACUCGCUGGGAUUCGAGGCCAUCGACAGCGUCCAGUCGUCGGUCAGUGAAGCAUGCAUCGAUCAGCCCAUGGACACGUGGGCCAGCCUGCAGAAUCUACACAAAUCUCACAGGGAUCGGGCCAGUCUCUCGGCCUCUUCAUCCUCACACUGCCUUUUGGAAGCUACAAACAGCGAACCGGAUCUGGGGAACCGCGCUCUGCCCGCCAAUGCCUCGCCUUUUCGCCGAGCCUGGGGACAGUCUUCCUUCCGCACUCCCCGCUCAGACAAGGUGGCCAAACAGCAGCAGCAGCAGCAGCAGGGCCAGUCGUCGCCUGUGAGACGCACUGCCUCCAUGAACGCCUCCGACAACGACGUGUACAUCAAGACGCUGAUGAUGGACUCGGACAUGAAGGGGACGCGCAGUCAGCAGCAGCUGAGCCUGCUGCAGGUGCCCAAGAUCCUGACCACGCCGGCCCCGCCCUCCGCCAUCACGGUAUCCGUUGCUGCAGAGGAUGCGGCCCAGGAUCACGGCUGUCCCAGUAGCUGGGGUGGCUCCUUCGAGCGGAUGCUGCAGGACGCCGCCGGCAUGCAGACCUUCUCCGAGUUCCUCAAGAAGGAGUUCUCCGCGGAGAAUAUCUACUUUUGGACCGCCUGCGAACGUUACCGCCUGCUGGAAUCGGAGGCGGAGAGAGUGAUGCAGGCCCGUGAGAUCUUCGGCAAGCAUCUGGCCAACAGCAGCAGUGAUCCCGUCAACGUGGACUCGCAGGCACGCAGCCUUACGGAGGAGAAGCUGGCCAGUGCCGCCCCGGACAUCUUUGCCCCGGCCCAGAAGCAGAUCUUUAAUCUGAUGAAGUUCGACAGCUACCAGCGCUUCAUCCGCUCGGAUUUGUACAAGAGCUGCGUGGAUGCGGAGCAGAAGAACCAACCGCUGCCCUACAGCGGCAUGGAUCUGGACGAGCUGCUGAAGACGAAUUUUCACUUGGCCGCCUCCUCUAAGCUCAAAAAAUCGGCUAGCAAUGCAGAGGAUCGGCGGCGCAAGAGUCUGCUUCCCUGGCAUCGAAAGACGCGGAGUAAGUCCCGUGAUCGCGCUGAGAUAAUGGCUGACCUGCAGCACACGCUGAUGCCGGCGCCACCACUUCCGCCACCUGCCCUGCUCACCAGUGCCUCGCUUAAGCUCGUCUGCGGACAGAAUUCCCUGAGCGAUCUGCACAGCUCUAGGUCAUCGUUGUCCUCCUUCGAUGCAGGCACAGCGCCCAGUGGACAAGGAGCCAGUGCGGAGAGCGUGUGCUCGCUGUGCCGGGUGAUCCUCACCGAUGGAGCCACCACUAUAGUGCAGACGCGAGCUGGAGAAACAGUUGGCGAAUUGGUGGAACGCUUGCUAGAGAAGAGGAACCUAGUGUAUCCCUACUACGACAUAGUGUUCCAGGGCACCACCAAGUCCAUCGACGUGCAGCAGCCGUCGCAAAUGCUGGCCGGCAAGGAGGUGCUGAUCGAGCGGCGGGUGGCCUUCAAGCUGGACCUCCCCGAUCCCAAGGUGAUCUCUGUGAAGAGCAAGCCCAAGAAGCAGCUGCACGAGGUGAUCCGGCCCAUACUCAGCAAAUACAACUAUAAGAUGGAGCAGGUGCAGGUGAUCAUGAGGGAUACCCAGACGCCACUUGACCUCAAUCAGCCCGUGACGAUGGCGGAUGGACAGCGGCUGAGGAUCGUGCUGCUCAAUUCGGAUUUUCAGGUAGGCGGCGGCAAUAGCAUGCCGCCGAAGCAAAGCAAACCGAUGAAACCGCUGCCGCAGGGCCAACUGGAUGAGCUGACGAACAAGGUUUUCAACGAGCUGUUGGCCAGCAAGGCGGAUGCGGUAGCCACUGAAAAGCCACGGCCCAGCGACCAGUGCUCCAUGAAGUCCAACGAGGUGCCCUCGGAGGCGUCGUCCUCGCUGUUCGAACGCAUGCGGCGUCAGCAGCGCGAUGGCAGCAACAUUCCGGGCAGCAAGCUGCCCAAGCUCAAGAAGAAGUCCACAAGCAGUCAGCAGUCCGAGGAGGCGACUACCACGCAGGCGGCCGCGGAUCCCAAGAAGCCGAUAAUAGCCAAGCUGAAGGCUGGAGUGAAGCUGCAGGUGACGGAGCGAGUAGCCGAGCACCAAGAUGAACUACUCGAGGGCCUGAAACGGGCACAGCUGGCGCGGCUGGAGGAUCAGCGUGGCACGGAGAUCAACUUCGAUCUGCCCGAUUUUCUGAAGAACAAGGAGAAUCUCAGCGCAGCUGUCUCAAAGCUGCGCAAGGUGCGCGCCAGCUUGAGUCCCGUAAGCAAGGUGCCAUCUUCGCCCACGGAGAUUCCCCAGCCGGCGCCACGUCUGUCCAUCACACGCAGCCAACAGCCGGUGUCGCCCAUGAAGGUGGACCAGGAGCUGGAGACUGAGUUGCCUGCCGGGACGAAGGAUCAAACGGAAUUUGCCAAAGCGCCGCCUCCAUUGCCACCCAAGCCAAAGGUGCUGCCCAUCAAGCCAUCCAACUGGGGCGUGGCUGUGGCCCAACCGACGGGCAACUAUUGCAACAAGUUCUCCCCCAGCAAGCAGCUGUUGACAUCACCCAAAGAAGCCUCCAAGCCGGCAACGUUUACGAGCAAAAUACCACUGGAACUGGGACGCAAGUCUCUGGAGGAGGCGGGCUCUCGGUGUGCUUAUCUCGAUGAGCCCAGCAGUAGCUUCGUAUGAUUGAAUUGUCUUUACUGAUCUUGACUGUAUAUACAUGUGCACUAUUUAUUGAUACUGUUUUAUCGUAUUCCCUGUUAAAUGUCCACUUUUGUAUGUAAACUACUGAAUGAAACGCCUGUAUUUAUAAAUAGCAACAGUAAGAUUUAGCUUUACUACAUUUUGUAUAAAUAUACCACAAACAUGAAAUAA